GACAUGUACAACUGAUCAUCAGGGCACUGAUGAUCAGUGUGCCCUGAUGAUCAGUGCCACCUGUCAGUGUCCAUCAGUGCCUUAUGUCAGUGCCUUGUACCAGUGUCACAUCAAUGCCACAUAUCAGUGCCCAUCUGAGCUGCCUUUCAGUGUCCCACGUAUCAGUGCCAGUUCAGUGCGCCGCUAUCAGUGCGCGUCAGUGCCGCCUAUCAGUGCUGCCUAUCAGUGCCCAUCAGUGAUGCCCUGUCAAUGCCCAUCAGUGCCACCUACCACCUAUCAGUGCCCAUCAGUGCAGCCUCAUUAGCGGCACAUCAGUGAGGAGGAAAAAUCACUUAUUUACAAAAUUUUGUAACAAAAACUAAGAAAAAACAAUUUUUUUUUCAAAAUUUUCAGUGGUUUUUGGUUU
This is a messenger RNA of Staurois parvus, 406 nucleotides long. NCBI's taxonomy places the organism in Eukaryota, Metazoa, Chordata, Amphibia, Anura, Ranidae. The record is from the annotation of a GenBank genome assembly.